Molecule: messenger RNA, 3324 nt
Organism: Symbiodinium sp. CCMP2592
Lineage: Eukaryota; Dinophyceae; Suessiales; Symbiodiniaceae
Source: the annotation of a GenBank genome assembly
AUGGCAAGGUCUGUUCGCAGUCGCAGUGGCGCUCGUUCCGAGCUCAACCGUCUGCUCAUCAGCGAUGGCCGUCGGAGUCUGUGGACUUGUUCCAUACAGACCUUGGGUCAGAUGCAAGCCUCGCAUAUUCAACCUGAUGCUUUCACUUGCAGCUCUGCGAUUAGCUCCUGCGAGAAGGGGGCUUGGCAGAUUGCCCUCUGCUGCUUCAGCAGUCUGUGCAAAUCUGUCCUUCCCAACGCAGUCGUGUACACCACCCUGAUGAUGGCCUUCAGCAGGUAUGGAGAGUGGCGACAGGCCCUCGACCUGUUCCGGCGCCUGGUUGCGGAGAACGUGCAGAUGGACAUUGUGCUGCACGGCGCCGCUGUGAAAGCCUGCGAGGAGGGCAGCCAAUGGCAGGAGGCCCUCUGCAUCCUCCAACGGCUCGCCCAGCGUGCGUUGGUCCCGGACACGACCCUGCUGAACUCGGCUAUCAGUGCUUGCGAGAAGGCUGAAGAGUGGCCCUGGGCCCUCCACUUGCUCCAGACACUCUCGGACUGGGUCCUCCGUGCCGAUGCCAUUUCUUUCAGUGCCGCGAUCAGUGCUUGCGAGAAAGCCGUGCAGUGGCAGCAGGCACUGCUCGUUCUUGCCGAUGUCGAGCGCAGUUCGCUGGAACUGGACAUCAUCCUUUGCAAUGCCGCUCUCAGCAGCUGCACCAAGGGAGCCUGGAGGUGCAGCUUGCAACUGCUGAACACUUUGGAGCAGCGUGCAAUGGCGGCCAGCCGGAUCACCUUGAAUGCAGCAACGGCUGCGGCCAAGCCAUGGCAGCUUGCUUGGUGCCUCUUGCCCAGCUUCACAUCCCGCACCCUCCGGACCGAUGUGAUCGCGUACAAUUCUGUGGUGUCCGGUGUCGCUGACUGGCCGGUGGCCUGCCAGCUGCUCCGCAACAUUGAGGAGGUGUUUCUAAACGCUUCAGUGGUGAGCUAUACGGCAGCUUUGGAAGCUUUCGCCCCGCCCAAAGACGCGGUGUCCCCAUCCGCCGGAUGGCGGCACGCUUUGCAAGUUCUCUUUGCCGCCCCGUGCUACAACGAAGCGUCGCUGCCCAGAGGGGAUUCGCAGAAGAACCGCGCGGACCACACAUUACAAGUAGCUGCAGAGUACCUGCACGCAGCGGACUUCGAACAGUGUUCUCCACCGGAUCCCGUUGAGUGCAGCAUUUGCUUGGAGGGCGAUGCCAAUGUGCUGCUGCCAUGUGGCCACCGCUACCAUGCAGACUGCUUGGACCGGUGGUUCGAAACUCGUCAGGUCUGCCCCACCUGCGGAAGAGCUUACGGGGACACUGUAGGAACGAUGCCAGAUGGAGUGAUGAGCUGGCAUUUUCGAAAACAGCGCCUGGCUGGCUACAGCUGCCCUACCGUGGUCCUUCAUUUCUUCUUUCCGCGCGGUACAGUCGACGGAGAGGAGUUUGAGGGUCGAUCGCAGCAUGCAUAUUUGCCGGACGACGAAGAAGGACGUUCUCUCUUGGCCCUCUUCCAGUUGGCUUUCCGUCGAAGACUCCUUUUCGGUCUAAGACCUUCUUUGACGACAGGGCGCCUGCGGCCGACAUUUUCCAUCCACAUGAAAACGUCCAUGAGUGGUGGCCCAGCCCGACACGGGUACCCGGAUCCGCAAUACUACAGAAACGCCGUGGAAGAGCUGCGAUUGGCAGGCAUCGAAAUCGACGCGGCACUGCCGGUGGCAGUGUCUCUCCACAGAAGCUCCUACGGGUGUGCCAAAUGUGGGCGAGUCACAGUGGCUGUUCUCAACGGCCUAAUCUACCCGGUGACCCCUCUGGUAUGCUUUUUCGCGCUGGCAGCGACAGGAGAAGGGCGCAUGGCGGUGCUGGCUGCGAUUUCAGUCGAAGCCGGGCUGACCCUCCCGGCCUUCCCGUCCACGCUGGGAUUCCUUUUGUGGAUCCUUCUAACCACGAUCGCGUACACAUCCCUUGACUUGGUCUGCAUGCUGGCCACCGGCAUUGCAAACUUUUACGUCGUGUUGCGACUACUUUUGCAGCACCGAUACAGCUGCUUCGACACAGUUGCGAGCCGGGCACGCCCCUGGGUGGCAAACCGCCUGUUCCAGCUGGGUCUCCUGAAUCUGGUGAUCCUUUAUUCUGGCAUUUGGCAAUAUACCUUCGGCAAGGUUGCUCUGGCAGGAGCUGCUGCUUCUUUCCUGGCGCAGCUCUUGCGGAGAGCUGGGUAUCGAACCCCUGCAUGGGUCCAGGAUACUACGACCCCCGACUUGCAUGCCGCCCUCGAGAUGGCGCCGUGGCCGGGUUGCCAGGAGCCAGUGGGAGAUGUGGGCCCCUUUCGAGAAGAAGACUGGGCGAGGUAUUCUUGCUGUACAUCUUUGCAAGGUCGCACAGACAUGCGGCGAGUAUAUCAGGACGUGCUGCGAUCGCUCGAAGACAACAGCAAAGCAACAGUGAGCGCUGCUAUCCAGACGAUGCUUGCAAAUGAACUGCACUUUUCGGAGGAGCACGCAGUGUUCUACCACAGCUACUCCAGCUCUUGCAUACUUUACGAGUUGCAAGCCGUGCUCGCUGCUUUCUUCCUUGGCUAUCCGGCAGAUGGCCCGCCGAUACUACGCUUGACGAGGGCUCCCUUCGAGAACGUAUCCUUGCAGCAGCUGCUGGACCUCCGCAAAGCUGGCGUCAGCGAUCGCACCCCAGAGUUCCGAGCCCUUGCUAUCUCUGCGUUUUGUUCCUGCUUUGCCUCUGGAGGCUAUGGGAGGAGCAUGUUGGAAAACUAUCUUGUCAGCGGAUACCACACUCCGCAUGACACCAGCGCCGACAUUCGACGGCUGCUGGAGCUGGUCUUGCAGCCAGCCGGGGAGCUCGAGGAGCUGCCGGCCUUGCUGUCCGGCAUCCUGGCACUUGGCCAGGAGUUUGACCUGGAUUCGCGGGCUUCCGGGGCGAAGGGAGCAGCCAAACGGAGAGGGCAUGUCCUGCAGAUUUUCCUCCACCACUCCGUGGUGGACGCCGUUGUUUAUGGGGCCCAGCCCUUGGGCUCCCUGGCACCACAGGGUGUUCCCUUCUCCGAGUGGCUUCGACAGCAGUGCCCGGUGGAGGGCCAAGCGCGCCUCCUGGUGCAUCCGGAUCUCUUCCUUGACACACGCCGCGGCCUUGUGCACGUGGUGGCUUUGAGCCCAAGUUGGCGGUUCGACCGGCUUGGCUUCCGCAGUCGCCUUCGGGAGCUUCUUGGGCCCCACUUGGCGAAGGCAGCACAGGAGGAUCUGAAGGCAGCCCUUGGAUUUCGAGACACUGCGGAGACGCCCUCUGCUACGCAGGUCUCACCAGAAAUGGUGUAG